Messenger RNA from Scheffersomyces stipitis CBS 6054, 805 nucleotides. RefSeq lists its product as uncharacterized. Lineage: Eukaryota; Fungi; Ascomycota; Pichiomycetes; Serinales; Debaryomycetaceae. Gene Ontology annotation, biological process: ribosomal large subunit biogenesis; intracellular mRNA localization. The transcript has a single exon. Gene Ontology annotation, cellular component: nucleolus; preribosome, large subunit precursor. Gene Ontology annotation, molecular function: mRNA binding. Bases 6 to 620 code for a protein of 204 amino acids. The record is from RefSeq and is a predicted model, not a curated record.
CUAAGAUGGCCCCUAGACAGUCAAAAACAGCCAAAAGGAGUAAGACUCAGAACAAGACCCGUGCCAACGAGUCGGAAGUCUUCUCAGAUGCCUCUGCCAGAAACCUUAUGGCUAACCAGCCUAAGCUCACAGAAAAAUCCAAAGUCAAGAAGUUAAGUAAAAGAGUAGUUAAGAAACAACAAGCAAAGAUAAGAUUAUAUGGUGCCAAAAAUGGGAAAGAAUACCGUGAAGACCAGCUAGACAUACCCACACUUAACAAGGCUAUCAUACCAGGUGUUCGUGCCAAAAAAGGAAAAAAGGGCAAGAAAUUUGUUGAUGACAAUGAUACUUUGACCUUGUCCAGAUUGGUCAAGUCUAUCAACGAUAAAUAUGACGUGGUAAACGAAAGUAAGUUGGAAAAGUCGAGAAGAUUGGAAGAAUUGCGAGAAUUAAAGAAGAAGGAAAUAGAAAGAAAGGAACAACAGAAAAUGGACAAGUUGGAAGGAAAGAAGUCUGAAUUGAAGAAUAGGGCUUCUGUAGCAAGAUCCAACAGAAGAAAGAACGCCAAAGCAGCCAAGAAGAUCGAAGAUGAAGAAACUGACCAACCAAGGAAGAAAACAAAGAGCGUUUCCUUCGCCUGAUCACAGAGUUUUCGAACAAACAAAACAUUUGCAUAAUAAGCAUGGCUCAUACAUUUGAUUCUAAUCUAUAUUUGGGGCUACAUUCGACUGAGAGCCCACAACCUCACUUCUGCAUAACUUUCAACCGUAUAUAUAGACGUUACUAGAAAAGCAUUUAUAAAUGUUUGUAAUAUAACUUAUCCAAC